Molecule: messenger RNA, 1381 nt
Organism: Venturia canescens
Lineage: Eukaryota; Metazoa; Arthropoda; Insecta; Hymenoptera; Ichneumonidae
Gene: Pex10
Product: peroxin 10
Exons: 3
Coding region: 401-1267 (288 amino acids)
Biological process (GO): protein import into peroxisome matrix
Cellular component (GO): peroxisomal membrane
Molecular function (GO): zinc ion binding
Source: RefSeq, a predicted model, not a curated record
CGAUCGUAUUUUGUACCAGCUUUUUUGUUUUUGGUAUAUUAGAGGUUUCUAGCUUGGUUUCUAGUUUCUAGUUACAGUACAGGACUGUGAUGUAAACAUGACGUGAGUACGCGAAGUUUGACUACUACCGGUCCACAUUGUGUUUGUUAUCUACCGUGUAGCCUGACAUUGUCAUGUUUGCGAAUUCCAACAAGUUAUUUUACGAAUGUAGAAUAUUUCGAAAUAGUGAACGAAGAGAAAUGACACGUGAAUGAAGUGGUAUGAAAAUAAUGUAAUAACGGAAAUACUAAGUUGUCAUGUUAUGACAGUGAAAAAAUAUUUUUUAUAUGGACCAUCAAACUCGUAGACCUUUGAACUGAUCGUUCCAAAAUUCGGAUAAUUGAACUGAUAAAAAACAACCAUGGGAAGCGCACAAUCGCGGAAUAAAUCAAAUCCGCUAACGAUCGCGAGUCAGGCAGAAAUUUUACGAGCUCGACAGCGUGACGACGAAUUCAUCAAUCAUUUGCAAGAUAAACUUUCCGAUUUACUGCAUCGGUUUGGUGGAUAUCGAUCUAUUUUGCCAUUUUUACAGUCAAACGUACCAUUCAAGCUCAUUUACUUCAUCGUUACUUCUGGUUUCGGGAAUCAAACGCUUGGCGAAGAGUACACUGGAAUUGUUCAAGCUAAUUUGGGCACUCGAAAUGUCCCCUCCAUGAGCGCUCGAAUUUUGUCAGCUCUUCUGGAAUGUUUUGGUGAACAAGGCUUGAUCAGAAUACUCGAAAGGCUUAGGGUAUCGAUAAACAAUCCUGAUAGUCAAUUGAGGCCGGAAGCCAUACUUUUUUUCAACAAAUUCAUUUCCAAACUAAAAGCCGGAAUUCCUGUCUUCGUGCUAUUACAUAAAGGACUUUUUUAUAUUUAUGGACGUUAUUACAGUUUGGGAAAGAGAAUUGCAGGCGUCGAUUAUGCUAAGGUACAAGGAAAAAGUUCUUCGGAUGGAGUGAGUUGGGGAUUACGGUUAUUGGGUGCAGCAACACUGGCACAAUGUCUGUUACAAUUGUGGCAAAAUAGCAGAACAAUCGAGAAGAGUGAAACGGAGGUGGAUCUGCCGGAGAGUAAAAUAGAAAACAAGUGUAAUUUAUGCUUAGAUGCAUCACCGACGACGACAACACCAUGCGGUCACUUGUUCUGCUGGGAGUGUUUGGGAGAUUGGUUGAGAACCAGAGCCCAAUGUCCUCUUUGUCGAGAGCCUGUAAAAUCCUCUCGAAUGGUUUAUCUUAUGAAUUUGUGAGUGGAAACGUUGGAAAUUUUGUGAAUAAAAGAGAAGCACGUAUCAUUAAAAACAGCUUGUCAAAUAAAAAUGAAAAGAAAAAAUGCUAUUUCAUGUCGUCGUAAAUACCACCAA